UGACAUAGAUCAUGUGACGAAAUGUGUCACGUGAUGUUAAACGGAAGUGUUAAAGGUUUAUUCCUGUACUCUUGAUGGUGCUCUGUGCAAUUUAUUUAACGUUGAACGGCAGAUUUAUAGUAGAAACCACGGUGGUAAAAACUGUAACCUAAAGUACUUGAUCUAGUAAUUUACGAAGAGUCGACAUGGGUGUGUCAGAGUUGGACGAAUCCUCUUUAUUACUAGAUGAAAAAUUGCUCCGGUUCAUGGACCAACUGGAGUUAUUGGAGGAGAAACGAGUCACUCUCAACUCUCUCAUUGAGCAGGGAUGGUUUUCCCUGUCUAAGGCACGAUAUUCCAUGGGAAACAAACAAGUCUCUGCACUUCAGUAUGCAAGUGAGAUCGAGCCACUGGUCUGCAUUCAUGCUAGAACACAGGACAGUGGUGAGGUGGAGUUCUGCACAGAAAAAGUUACAGGAUGUCAAGAGUCUGGAAAAGAUGUGAGGUCCAUAGAGGAUAUUGGACCUCAAGAAGUUGGUGUUAGGAAAAGAAACAAACCAAAAAAGCACAUCACAGAAAAAGAGGCAAAUGACAAAGCAAGUAGCGAGAAAGUUCCUGAAGUAAGUCCACUUAAAAAAAGUGACCUGAAUCCUCAGCAAGAUCCACUGAAAUGGUUUGGGAUUCUGGUGCCGCACUCUCUUAAACAAGCACAGUUGUCAUUCAAGCAAGUAAUAGAGCUGUCUGCUGAGAUUGCAACUCUUCAGACUUCAGUUCUGAACACCAGGCAGGAGCUGAAGAACGGCAUGAAAGACAAAUACAACCUCCAGGACAAAGCCUUGGGAGCUCAGCUGGACAAGGUGGCAGACUAAACAGUCAAAAGUAAAGCCUGUGGCCACAAUGAGUGACAGACUGGACAGUAGAUUCCAGUCCAGUGAACUCAACAGUGAUCCUUCUGAAGUGACUCUCAUCACAGAUGUAUCAGUUCAUACUGCAUGAUGUCAUGGUAAUAGAUUCUGAUUUGGAAUAUGUUUGAUUGUGACAUUUUGCAUCUCUGUCUGAUUGUGUAUUCUGCUUUAGAUGGAUGCACUUGAGCACCACUCAGGAUCAGUUAAUAACAGACCCAGUUUUAACAUUUUUAAUUAAUUAUUUACAAAUACUUCAUAGUUCAGUUAUAAGCUGUUAAUGAUGGCUAAUAGGGGUUUGCCAGGUCAUUAAAAAUCCUUUUGUUUGGUAUUUAUCUUCUUUAUUUGGUUAUAUAAAAAAACAUUCAUUAUUGUUAUUAAUAAACAGUUUGGCCAGGCCCUCUGCAGUCAUUUUCAAAUUAAAUGAUAGACUAUUUUAUAUCCUGCAAAUUUUAGAUUUUAUUUUGUGUCUUUUUACUGUUUCCAUCUGUGGAUUUUGUUUCUUUUUAUUUAUUUUUGUUGUUUUUCUGUAACGCCCUUUGUGGCUUUGGUUCUAAAAAUUCUGAAUGACAAGUUUAUAAUGGCUAGUAAGUAAGGGUUGUUUUUCACAACCUGACAACACAAAGGUUCUUGUUAAUGGUUUAUACAUGGUUUGCAAAGCAUCAGUAAAUAAUU
Monopterus albus (swamp eel) is the source of this 1556-nucleotide messenger RNA. It is a transcript of the gene vma22, whose product is annotated as vacuolar ATPase assembly factor VMA22. Gene Ontology annotation, biological process: vacuolar proton-transporting V-type ATPase complex assembly. The coding region runs from base 186 to 848 and encodes 220 amino acids. Lineage: Eukaryota; Metazoa; Chordata; Actinopteri; Synbranchiformes; Synbranchidae. The transcript is spliced from 5 exons. The record is from RefSeq and is a predicted model, not a curated record.